This is a messenger RNA of Blepharisma stoltei, 1326 nucleotides long. NCBI's taxonomy places the organism in Eukaryota, Ciliophora, Heterotrichea, Heterotrichida, Blepharismidae. The record is from the annotation of a GenBank genome assembly.
AUGUCAAGAGAAGAAAUUGUGUACAAUGCCAAGCUUGCUGAGCAUGCAGAGCGCUAUGCAGACAUGAUAGCCUCCACUAAGCAGCUUAUCGAUGAAACUGGUGGUGCCCUUAACAACGAAGAACGUACCCUUUUCAGCGUCGCUUACAAGCAAGCUGUAGGUGAGCGCCGAAAUGCACUUCGCAUUUUAAACUCAUAUAAAGAAAAGCUCAGCUCUCGCGGUUCUGACCAUAUGGACGUCGUUGAUUAGAUUAGAUUAGAUUAAUUAGUUUAGUGGGUCAUGGAGGUUUAUUUCAGCCUCUACCCAGCGCUGCCAGCUUCAGGCUUGCGCCCUAUGCACCGGCUCUGUAGCUCACUCCAUUUUCUGUCGACGUCACCAAAAAAUGGUGACGUCGCCAUCUAACAGGGAGACUCACCCAAGUACUCCUUGAUCAGGGUCUAGUGACCCGGCGCCGUCCUUUCUGGGGAGGGUGAAAAGUAGCCUCCCGGAAUCUCCUUCAGGUCCCCUAAGCUCCACUACAAGCUUCCUCACUUUCCUUCUAGUCCUGAAGUUUGACUCCUGAUUAUGCGGCUCUGGUCUUCUUGUCUUUGUGAGAGGUAAAAAACCUUGUCGUGGUGUCCCGACCAAGGUAAAAAAAAAAACACCAUGGACACAAUAUCCAGGCCCCGUUUACUUCUUAACCCCGUAGUCCCUGAGGGUACAGGAGAAGGACGGGUCGGAUGGCUUGCCAUUUUAAUUGUGUCGGACGUCGUUGAAGAAUACAGGCAAAGAGUCAUAAAAGAGCUUCAUGACCUUUGUCUUGAGGUCUGUCACCUCAUUGAAGAAAAACUUAUUGCGAGGAAAGAAUCAGACGAAGUCGAAGUCUUCUAUUUGAAAAUGAAAGGAGAUUACUAUAGAUAUUUAAUAUAAAAUAAAUUGGCAAAACUGAUUCAAGAACUAAAAAACAUUUUUAAUAUUUAUUUAUAAAUAGUCUUGCUUUGCGAAAGGAUGGCGAAAUAGCUAUUAAUAAUUAAAUAUAGAUAUUUAGCUGAAUCUGGCGACGAAUCAGCUGUUCAAAACAGCCAUUCAGCUUAUGAAAGGGCUUCUGCAGCUGCUGCAAGCCUUCCAGCAAAUAAUCCAGUCAGACUCGGACUUGCACUCAAUUUUUCAGUUUUCUAUUAUGAAGCUAUGAAGGAGCAAGAAAAAGCUAUCAACCUUGCCAAGAAAACUUUUGAUGAGGCUCUGCCUACUUUGGAAGAACUUGACGAAAGGGCUUAUAAAGAGGCUACUUCAAUUUUGGGGCUGAUUAAGGACAACUUGACUAUUUGGACUAGCGAAGAGGAAUAA